Quercus robur (English oak) is the source of this 658-nucleotide messenger RNA. RefSeq names its product 60S ribosomal protein L27a-3-like. Gene Ontology annotation, cellular component: ribosome; cytosolic large ribosomal subunit. Lineage: Eukaryota; Viridiplantae; Streptophyta; Magnoliopsida; Fagales; Fagaceae. The transcript has a single exon. Bases 94 to 534 code for a protein of 146 amino acids. Gene Ontology annotation, biological process: translation. The record is from RefSeq and is a predicted model, not a curated record. Gene Ontology annotation, molecular function: structural constituent of ribosome.
CCCUAUCCCUCUUCUCUCUCUCACCCCUCUCUGAGGCGCGCCGAAAACCCUACCGCACAGAGAGACCGAGAGCGAGAGCGAGAGAUCCCAACAAUGGCGACACGUUUCAAGAAGAACAGGAAGAAGCGCGGACACGUGAGCGCCGGACACGGCCGUAUCGGCAAGCACAGGAAGCAUCCUGGAGGUCGCGGAAACGCCGGAGGCAUGCACCACCACCGGAUCUUGUUCGACAAGUACCAUCCUGGGUUCUUCGGCAAAGUCGGUAUGCGCUAUUUCCACAAGCUUCGCAACAAGUUCUAUUGCCCAAUCGUUAACGUCGACAAGCUCUGGUCUCUCCUCCCCAACGAUGUCAAGGACAAGGCCUCCAACGACAGCGCUCCUGUGAUCGAUGUCACUCAGUUCGGGUACUUCAAGGUUUUGGGCAAGGGUGUUCUUCCCGAGAGCAAGCCUGUCGUUGUUAAAGCCAAGCUCAUCUCGAAGAUCGCAGAGAAGAAGAUCAAGGAGGCUGGUGGUGCUGUGGUACUCACUGCUUAGGUUUCGGUACUUUUUUAGGUUCUUAUAUGAAAAUUUUGGUUUAUUCGCGAACCCUUUUGAGACGUGUUUGGUAUUAUUAUUGUUAUCUGUUUAAUGAAAGUUUUGAAUCAUGGGAUUAUUGUUA